GUUGAUGAAGUUGGUGUUGGUGUUGGUGUGAAGUCUAAGUUCAAUAAAAUGACGCAGAUGUCGGACGAGCAGUUUCAAAUACUCAUCGAAACAAUCAAAUCAUUGGCACCUCAAAAGACUGAGCAGGAGGAACCUCAAUCCAAGGGAAGCUUCAGCAAUUGCCCAGUUCGAUUCAGUGGACAACGAGAUCACGACGCUGUCGAUGAAUUUAUAACAGCGGUUGAGACAUACAAGGAGGUUGAGGGAAUCAGCGAUAAAGAUGCCUUGAAGGGCAUCUCACUACUUUUCAGCAACAUUGCAAUCACCUGGUGGAAGGGCGUGCGUCGUGAAGCAACGACGUGGGAUGAUGCACUGCAGCUCCUGCGUGAUCACUUUUCGCCCACAAAGCCAUCUUAUCAAAUCUAUAUGGAGAUCUUCGAGACAAAACAAGGAUCCACCGAGGCGAUCGAUACGUUUAUCUGCAAGCAACGCGCUCUGUUAGCCAAAUUACCAGAGGGACGACACAACGAAGAGACGGAACUUGACUUCAUUUAUGGACUUAUGCUGCAGAAGUACAGAGAGCGUAUUCCUCGCCAUGAAGUUAAAUCGUUUCGCGAACUCCUCGAGCGUGGUCGCAACGUAGAGCGUACAAGACAAUAAACUUUAGAUUCUUUCUGAACCUAACAAACAAUGGCUAUGAUUUUGUUAAGUUGUAUUACAUGUAGUUAGUCUUUUUUGUUAUUUAAAUAAACU
Molecule: messenger RNA, 732 nt
Organism: Drosophila albomicans
Lineage: Eukaryota; Metazoa; Arthropoda; Insecta; Diptera; Drosophilidae
Gene: Arc2
Product: activity-regulated cytoskeleton associated protein 2
Exons: 1
Coding region: 49-639 (196 amino acids)
Source: RefSeq, a predicted model, not a curated record